Messenger RNA from Neurospora tetrasperma FGSC 2508, 1060 nucleotides. RefSeq lists its product as uncharacterized. NCBI's taxonomy places the organism in Eukaryota, Fungi, Ascomycota, Sordariomycetes, Sordariales, Sordariaceae. Bases 1 to 846 code for a protein of 281 amino acids. The transcript has 6 exons. The record is from RefSeq and is a predicted model, not a curated record.
AUGGGGUCAAUAGUCACGGCAGAUGAGCGCAAUGUGCGGACUAUUCAUACAGCAGCGUGUUUGAUUAUUGGUGAUGAGACUAAUUCCAACUACAUGGCAAAAUGGUGUUUCAAUCUGGGAAUUAAUCUCAAAAGGAUCGAAGUUAUCGCCGACGAUGAAGAUGAAAUUGUCGAGGCUGUCCGCCGUAUGAGUGACCGCUACGACUUUGUAGUGACCAGCGGAGGCAUCGGCCCCACCCACGACGACAUUACCUACCAAUCUAUAGCCAAAGCCUUCGGCCUGCCUCUGAAGCUGAACGAAGAGGCUUUUGAACUCAUGAAGAAGCUUUCUGUUCCCCGCAAGGGCGAGCCACCGUUCAACUGGGACGAGCCCUCGUCCGUUCUCACCGCAAAGCUCCGUAUGGUGGAGCUACCGACAGACGUCAACAGAGACCCAGCGAAGCAGUUCCUCUUUCCUUGCAAGGAACUUUGGGUGCCAGUUGCGGUAGUCAAUGGGAAUGUGCACAUUUUGCCGGGCGUGCCUAGGUUGUUCGAGAAACUCCUAGACGGCCUCAAGCCUUCCAUCCAACCGCGCCUAGUCGAUCCCGACGGCAAAGGUAUUACCAGAGUUACCAUCUCCACGCCACUCCCUGAGAGCGCUAUUGCCGCUUACCUCACCGAGCUGGCAGCGAGAGUUGACCCCAAGGGCGUCAAGGUUGGAAGCUACCCCAGAUGGGGGGACAAGCAUAACACAGUUACCCUUGUUGGAAAAGACAAAGACUUCCUCAACUCCAUCGCCCCCGAAGUUAGCCACUACGUCCAAGGCCAGAUCGUGACUACCGAAAGCGAGGACGACGCUAGUAGUUAGGGAAUACAACGUGCCAAACGUCGCGGAGGUUGGAAAGAGAAGAGUGGUUGAAAAGUGUUUGCGUGUGUGACUUUAAGCCCUAGACUUUGACAGCACACAGGAGCGAUAGGUUUUUGUCUCAGCGGGAAAGGAGUUAAAGCGCACUAGAAGAUCAUAAGCGACAUCUAGCCAUGGGUCGAUCAGAACUAGACGAAUAAAGCGAGCGCCGAAUACA